AUGGUCGCUCGAGGCACCGAAAACCAGCCUCUCGGAGACAAGGCGCUUCACCACCGCCACAAGUCUGCCAGCAACAUUAACAUCAUGAGUUCCGUCAACGCCUCUUCGAAGGCCUCGUUGAACGCCAACGUUACCGACGCUGUUAACCGCGGCAAACCUACUGCCUCCAACGACGCAGCCAUGUCUAAGGCUAAGAGUAUCUCUAAGGGAGUUGUUGCAGUGGCCCAGGAGAAUCGAGGCCACAUUGGUGCCAAGGACGCGUUCUUGCAGCCGGCACAGCGACCUCCUAAGUCCCUUCAAUCUUCCACGUCGAUGACCCACCUUCGACCCACAACCACCGAAUCUCGCCCUAUCGCGAAGCCUACUGGUACCUUCGGCAAGCGAGGUCGUCCCAUUCCUAUCUUCAAGGACAACCAGAUUGAGCCCGAGCCGGAGAAGCAUGAGCCUCGACAGUCCAGCGCGAGCAACGCAAGCCAAGCUCCUACGAGCUCCAAGGGCGAUGCUCAAUCGAAGAGCGAUGGCCACCUGGAAGGCCGUCUUGACGAAUUCCACAUGGCAGAGAGCCCCAAGCCCUCGCAAAAGGGUGAUCAUUUGUCUACUCGCCCGGCCGAGGAAGACGUUACGGAAGCCAUCUACUUGGACGCUGUUGAAGAGCUUUCCAAUGAGGCAUCUCCCGUCUCUGCUUCUGACUACCAGAAGGAGUUGUCCGAUGGUUGGCAAUCUCCAAAGCUGGACGACUACGUGGGAGAACCCGAUGUCGUUGUGCAUGAGGACCACGAUGUCCAGAACGAUAUUCCUGACUACGAGGAGGUCUCGACCGAUGCACGAGCAUCUAAGCCCCUGCCUAUCCCGACUGAUGACCAAGUCGAAUUCUCAGAUUACGAGGACGGUGAUUAUUCUGAUGACCAGGGCUACACCGGUCAGCAUUCCCCCGGUGCCACUACGGGUUUCGUGACCAUGGUCGUGGUCCCUCCUAAAUUGACCAAGAAGGGUGAAGCUGAAGUUGAUGCUGCUAAGGCUCACGUCCUGACCAAGAACUGGGAGGAACCCUCCGACGAUUACUGGGAUAUCGGCAUGGUGGCCGAAUACAGCGAUGAGAUCUUCGAGUACAUGCGAGAGAUGGAGAUCCAGCUGUUGCCAAAGGCCCACUACAUGGAUAUUCAGAACGAGAUCCAAUGGUCCAUGCGAUCUGUCCUCAUUGAUUGGCUAGCUCAAGUGCAUCUUCGAUUUGGCCUUCUUCCAGAGACAUUGUACCUGGCCGUGAACGUGGUCGACCGAUUCCUGUCUGUCAAAAUUGUCUCCAUGUCGAAGCUGCAGCUUGUUGGUGCUACUGCCCUAAUGAUCGCAGCAAAAUACGAAGAGAUUAACUGCCCCUCUUUGUCCGAGAUGGUCUUCAUGGUGGAAGGAGGUUACGCCCCGGAAGAGAUUCUGAAGGCGGAACGCUUCAUGUUGAGCCAACUUGAAUUUACUCUCGGUUACCCGGGACCGAUGAGUUUCAUGCGACGAAUCAGCAAGGCCGAUGACUAUGACUCCGAGAUUCGAACGGUGGCCAAGUACUUCGCCGAGGUCACUCUCAUGGAUGAGCGGUUUGUUUCCACUCCUCCUAGCUAUGUGGCCGCCGGUUCUCAGUGUCUAGCGCGCCUGAUGUUGAACAAGGGAGAAUGGACUCAGGAGCAUGUGUACUACUCCGGCUACACCUUCACUCAGCUGAAGCCGCUCAUGGCGACUAUCAUGGAGUGUUGUUACGACCCCAGCCGACAUCAUAACGCGAUCUACAAGAAGUACUCUACUAAGCAGUUCAAGUGCGCGUCUAUCUUUGUCGUCAACAUGGUCGAGAAGGGAUUCGAGCUCCCUUUCCAGAAUCACGCCCACGUCCUACAGAAGAACGGCAUCGAUGAUUCUCGUUGGGGCUUGACUAUGCCGCUCCCCUCUUAUCCUACCGUCCGUUGA
Molecule: messenger RNA, 1950 nt
Organism: Annulohypoxylon truncatum
Lineage: Eukaryota; Fungi; Ascomycota; Sordariomycetes; Xylariales; Hypoxylaceae
Product: cyclin-like protein
Exons: 3
Coding region: 1-1950 (649 amino acids)
Biological process (GO): regulation of cyclin-dependent protein serine/threonine kinase activity; mitotic cell cycle phase transition
Cellular component (GO): nucleus; cyclin-dependent protein kinase holoenzyme complex; cytoplasm
Molecular function (GO): cyclin-dependent protein serine/threonine kinase regulator activity
Source: RefSeq, a predicted model, not a curated record